This is a messenger RNA of Ilyonectria robusta, 3117 nucleotides long. RefSeq names its product glyoxal oxidase N-terminus-domain-containing protein. Lineage: Eukaryota; Fungi; Ascomycota; Sordariomycetes; Hypocreales; Nectriaceae. The transcript is spliced from 4 exons. The record is from RefSeq and is a predicted model, not a curated record. Bases 1 to 3117 code for a protein of 1038 amino acids.
AUGGCCGUCACUCGGUGUGUUGCACUCGUUGCAGCGUUCCUUUACUUGACUUCGGCCAGUGUCAUUCUCCGCAGGGACCUGACACCGCCGACGAUCCCCCAGGAUGGCUGGACCUACAUCGGAUGCUUCGUUGAUAGCACUGCCCAGCGCGCCCUCAACGGUGCCGUCCACUAUGACACGGCCGGCUUGACAGCGGAGACGUGUGUCGCCUUCUGCGACGGUGCCGGCUUCUCCUACGCCGGCAUGGAGUACACGGCCGAGUGCUGGUGUGGUAACACGGUGCCCACCACCGAGGUGGACGACUCGGACUGCAGCAUGCCUUGUUCUGGCGACGCCGAUCAGCCCUGUGGUGCUGGAAACAGGUUGACUGUCUUUAAGGGCCCCGCUACUACUGGCCCCGGGGCGCCUCCUACUAUUCCGGGAUGGUCCUAUCUCGGCUGCAUCGAGGAGGGAUCUACUGGCCGCGUUCUGACCACGCAGGUCUGGUUGUCGGGAGGUGCCAGUUCCAUGACCAACGAGCUCUGUGUCGCCGCCUGUGAGGCAGAUGGCUUCAGUCUCGCCGGCACCGAGUACUCUGGCGAGUGCUUCUGCGGCAACGAGUAUGCCAACGGCGGUGGCGACCUUGCCGACGGCUGUACCAUGGCGUGCCAUGGCGAUGGGACCCAGUUCUGUGGUGGCCCCAACCGCCUCAGUGCCUGGACUUUUGGUGAUGCACCCGUGUCCUCGGACAGCCCCUCUUCGGUGGCAUCCACGACCACGGCCAUCCCGGUGGCUUCGUCCUUGACCACAGUCGUCUCAAGCUCCGUGACUUCAUCCUCUUCAGAUGAGACGUCCACUUCCAGUGCCGUGUCCUCAACCUUGUCGGAUCUUCCCACCGUCUCCGGCCUGCCUACCGGCUGGGAGUACAAGGGCUGCUACAUUGACCCUCCUGGACGUGCCAUGGACGGCGCUCCGGGAAGCCCCUCUUCAAGCAACACUCCCGAGAUGUGCAUUGCCACGUGCAUUUCCAAUGGCUUCAACAUCGCCGGCAUGGAGUACUCGGAGGAGUGCUACUGCGGCAACUCGUUGAACAACGGCGCCUCCAAGACGGACGAGGCGGACUGCAACAUGGCCUGCUCUGGCGACGACACCCAGAUGUGCGGUGCCGGCAACCGCCUGUCCCUCUACUCCAAGGGCGACUUCACCAUCUGGCCGGUGCCUGUGGUCAAGGAGACCGACCUGCCUGGCUCGUGGGAGUACAAGGGCUGCGUCUUCGACAACGGCAACCCCUACAUCCUUGAGUGGCUCUGGGAGGACGCCGUCAACUACGCCAGCAGCGAGAUGACGAUUGACCUCUGCCUCAAGCGCUGCCAGAAGUUUGGUUACUCCGCCGGCGGUGUCGAGUAUGGCCGCCAGUGCGUCUGCGGCGAUCUUCGCGCCGUCGAGUCCCGCGAUGAUGUCUUCAAGGCGGACUCUUUCUGCAGCAUGCCUUGCCCUGGCGACCGCAACUACACGUGCGGUGCCGGCAACCACAUCAACUACUACGAAUGGACUGGAGAUUCACUCAACACGUUCCAUUACGCGUCUGGUUAUGCCGCGGGCGAGUACGACUUUUUCUCCACGUCGCCCAUCGUGCCCCUGAUCUCCUCUGUUGGCAUCAACAACAAGGUCGUCUUUGUUGAGAAGCACGGAACGUCUCUGGACAACACUGAGGGCUCCUUCGAGUUUGACUACUCCACCAACACGUACCGUGAGCUCGCCCUCAAGACGGACGUUUUCUGCUCAGCCUCUUUCACUCUCCCCGACAAGGCUGGCCGCAUGAUUAACAUUGGCGGCUGGUCGGCCGAGUCUGUCUAUGGCGUCCGCUUCUUUACUCCCGACUCGCCACAGGGCGUGGACAACGGCACCAACAACUGGGAAGAGGACUACACGAUAUUGCGCCUCUUUGAUCCCCGCUGGUAUCCCACGGCCAUUAUCCUGAGCAACGGCUCGCUGCUCGCCAUGGGCGGCGAGUCUGGCUCUGACGCGCCCAUCGUGCCGACGUGCGAGGUUCUGCCUCACCCCGACGGCGUCACCGAGUCCACGUACCUCGACUACCUUGCUCGUGCCGACGAGAUCAACCGCCGCAACUCGUAUCCCUUUUUGGCCAUCCUGCCUACCGGCGACAUCUUUUUUGCCCAGUUCAACGAGUCGCGUAUCAUCUCCCAGACCGACUUCCAGUCCAUCCGGAAGCUGCCUGACAUGCCCGGCGCCGUCGACAAUCCCCUAACUGGCCGCAACUACCCCUUGCAAGGCACCAUGAUGAUUAUGCCCCAGAAGGCCCCCUACACCGACCCUCUGACCGUUCUGGUAUGCGGUGGCACCACCGCUGAGCCCGGCAACGAGGCUCUUGACAACUGCGUCAUCAUGCAACCCGAAGUCCCAGGCGCCGAGUGGACAAUUGAGAGAAUGCCCUCGAAGCGCGUUAUGCCCACAAUGGUGGCUCUUCCUGACGGCCGCUACCUCAUGAUCAAUGGUGCCAAGGUUGGCCGUGGUGGCUUCGGUCUGGCUGACGACUCCAACUUCAACGCCGUCAUUUAUGACCCUGAACAGCCCCUCGGCCACCGCAUGACGGUCCUGGCCAAUACCACCAUUGCCCGCAUGUACCACUCCGAGGGCGUUCUCCUCAGCGACGGCAAGGUGCUCAUCUCGGGCUCUGACCCACAGGACCAGGGCAAGCACCCCCAGGAGUACCGCCUCGAGUACUUCUGGCCCGACUACCUGCUGUCGGGUGCCACGCAGCCCGAGUUUUCCAUCAAUGAUCACGACUGGGAAUACGGCGGCACCUACAGCUUCAGGCUCGACUCGACACUGGCCGAGGGCGCUUCCAACAUGCGCGUCUCCCUCAUGGCCUCUAUCGGCUCCACCCACGGCGUCACCAUGGGCCAGCGCACCCUGUUCCCCGACUUCUCUUGCGCUGGCAAUACCUGCACCGUCACGGCGCCACCGAAUUCCUUCGUAAGCCCCCCCUCGUGGUACCAGAUGUUCGUCCUCGACGGUCCCACGCCCUCGCACGCCAUCUGGGUCCGCAUUGGUGGCGACCCGGCUGAGUUGGGCAACUGGCCUCAGUUGCCGGGCUUCACUACUCCUGGUGUAUAG